Molecule: messenger RNA, 279 nt
Organism: Cylicocyclus nassatus
Lineage: Eukaryota; Metazoa; Nematoda; Chromadorea; Rhabditida; Strongylidae
Source: the annotation of a GenBank genome assembly
AUGCCUCGAAUCAAGACUGUGCAUUCGAAGGUUACAAAGGCUCCACGUCGUUCUUUUGAGAAGGAGCGUCUCGACCAGGCUAUCACUGCUCUUCUUCGCCGUCUUGUACGUAUUGGAGUGCUUCCUGAGGAUCGAAUGAAGCUCGAUUACAUUCUCGGUCUUCGUGUGGAAGAUUUCCUCGAGAGACGUUUGCAGACGCAGGUUUUCAAGUUGGGAUUGGCAAAAUCCAUUCAUCACGCCCGUGUCCUAAUCAGACAUAGCCACAUUCGGGCAGUUUAA